Polyodon spathula (Mississippi paddlefish) is the source of this 1106-nucleotide messenger RNA. Its product is annotated as arg8-vasotocin receptor-like. Gene Ontology annotation, molecular function: vasopressin receptor activity; peptide binding. Gene Ontology annotation, cellular component: membrane. The record is from RefSeq and is a predicted model, not a curated record. The transcript has 2 exons. The coding region runs from base 58 to 1098 and encodes 346 amino acids. NCBI's taxonomy places the organism in Eukaryota, Metazoa, Chordata, Actinopteri, Acipenseriformes, Polyodontidae. Gene Ontology annotation, biological process: regulation of systemic arterial blood pressure by vasopressin; G protein-coupled receptor signaling pathway; positive regulation of vasoconstriction.
CUGUCACAUGCAACGGAGGUGUUGAUUAGCAAUAUUUUUGAACCAAGAUUUAAUAACAUGGACAACAACUCCGAUGUAGCCAGCAGACCUGAAAGGAACCAACAGUUAGCGUGGGCUGAAAUCACUCUCCUGGGGUUGAUUUUCAUUACCGCCUCGAUCGGCAAUUCAAUCCUGGUAAUGGCUCUCUGGAGAAGAAGAAAGAGAAUGUCUCGGAUGUAUAUUUUCAUGAUGCACCUCAGCGUCGCUGAUUUGGUAGUGGCAAACUUUCAGGUUCUUCCCCAGCUUAUCUGGGACAUAACGGAUGUCUUCUUGGGCCCCGAUCUUCUGUGCAGAGGUAUUAAGUACAUGCAACUAGUUGGCAUGUAUGCCUCUACCUACAUGACAGUAGCAAUGACUGUUGAUCGGUUUCAGGCUGUUUGUUACCCAAUGGUGACUUUCCAAAAGAAAAGAGCUUUCUGGAAUGCUGCUAUCUGUUCGAGUUGGUGUGUGGCUUUUAUCUUCAGCCUGCCCCAGGUCUUCAUCUUUUCCAAAACUGAAAUUGAUCCGGGCGUCAGUGAAUGCUGGGCUAAGUUCAUCAUGCCCUGGGGCUUAAAGGCUUACAUAACUUGGGUCUUCACGAUGAUAUUUUUUAUUCCAACGAUUGUGCUUCUCAUAUGUCAAGUUCAGAUUUGUAGAAUAAUUCAGAUCAAUAUAUACAGCAAGACUCACAGUGACCUUAAGCAUAAUCAGAAGCAGAUCCAGUCAUACCGAGCCAGUAAUGCCAAUUGCUUCUCAAAAGCAAUGAUUAAGACCGUGAAAAUGACGGUGGUGACAGUGGUCGUGUAUGUCUUAUGCUGGGCUCCUUUCUUUAUCGCGCAGUUGUGGUCUGUUUGGUUUCCCAGUGACACCACUCAAGGUUCCGUGUUUACAAUUAUAAUGCUGCUGGGGAAUUUGAACAGCUGUACCAACCCUUGGAUUUAUAUGUAUUUCUGUGGUCACAUACCCUGCUGCAAAAAAUCUCGUGACGGCAGUUCAAUCCGUGAAGACUCAGCUGUGUCAAUGACAGCCAGUAUCAAUUUAGAAGAAAAGGCACCUAUUGAUAACUUCACAUCAUUAUAAACUGUACU